AUACGAGGAACAGCCUAUGCUGCCAGGGUUUCACCAGCAAUUGCUAAUCGUAUAAUUGAUGCUGCAAAGGGAGUUCUUCUCAAGUUUCUCCCUGAUGUUUAUCUUUAUUCUGACCAUUUGAAAGGGGGCCAGUCUGGAAAAUCACCAGGUUUUGGAGUUACUUUAGUCGCUGAAACCAAAGAGGGUGUCUUCUACACUGGUGAAGCCAUAUCUCCACCAGCUGGGUCCAACAUUCCAGCCCCGGUAGCUGAAGACCUUGGUGUACAGGCAGCGUUUCGACUAAUGGAGGAAAUCUAUAGAGGAGGGUGUGUUGAUUCCAAUUUCCAGCUAUUAGCUGCACUGUACAUGGCCUUAGGACGUACAGAUGUUUCUAAAUUCCAAACUGGUCCAUUAUCACCUUACCUAAUUGAAUUUCUUCGUCACAUGAGAGACUUUUUUGGCCUUACUUUCAAACUAGACUAUCAAAAGGCUGACGAAGAUGAUGAAGAUUUGCAUCUUGGAGCUAAUAAAGUUGUAAUGACUUGUGUUGGAGUAGGUUUUACAAAUCUAAGUAAGAAAGUCUCGUGAAAACAUAGUUUUACUCACUACAUCAUGGACAAAACCACUUUUUGUAUGAUCUAAUUGAUUGUGAAUUUCAAACAUGAAAUAUCCUUGUUACAAAGUAUCUGUGAUUCUGCAUUAUUUGUCAAAACUUGUAAUAAAAAAUAUUAUACAGUA
Messenger RNA from Frankliniella occidentalis (western flower thrips), 717 nucleotides. Its product is annotated as probable RNA 3'-terminal phosphate cyclase-like protein. Lineage: Eukaryota; Metazoa; Arthropoda; Insecta; Thysanoptera; Thripidae. The record is from RefSeq and is a predicted model, not a curated record. Gene Ontology annotation, molecular function: RNA endonuclease activity. Gene Ontology annotation, biological process: ribosome biogenesis; endonucleolytic cleavage of tricistronic rRNA transcript (SSU-rRNA, 5.8S rRNA, LSU-rRNA). Gene Ontology annotation, cellular component: nucleolus.